Arabidopsis lyrata subsp. lyrata is the source of this 996-nucleotide messenger RNA. RefSeq lists its product as uncharacterized. The record is from RefSeq and is a predicted model, not a curated record. Gene Ontology annotation, cellular component: peroxisome. The transcript has 3 exons. Gene Ontology annotation, biological process: regulation of gene expression. Lineage: Eukaryota; Viridiplantae; Streptophyta; Magnoliopsida; Brassicales; Brassicaceae. The coding region runs from base 79 to 705 and encodes 208 amino acids.
UGAGCCGGGGCUGCCUCUUCCUCCGCCAGUCUCGUCUGCCUUCUUCCGCAUCUCUGUAAGUUUCAAUCCGUUAAAAACAUGAAUGAUUCCUCCAAAAGUCGGUUCUACGGGGCGAAAACAAUUGUCUUCUGGCAAUUCGAGGAAUGCCCGAUCCCUGAUGACAUAAUUUCUGAUGAAGUCGAAGCGAACAUCUCAAGUGCCAUUAGGGAUAUGGGUUAUUAUGGCCCAGUAACCAUGAGGGCUUAUGGUGAUAUCUAUAAGUUGCAGAGGGAAUGUUGUGGAUUUCUUAUCUUUUACGCAACCUCGGAAACGACACAGGACAAGAUUUUAGUGGACUUACUUGGCCAAGCAGUUUUUUGGCCUCGUGAUAGUCCAAUUAAUUUGAUGCUGAUCGUCGGAGACAUCUCGAGACACGCAGGGUUGUUGAAUGCUAUUGACACUUUGGCUGCGCAUGGAAACUUCAAUAUUAUCUUAUCACAGCCUUUAAAGGUGGCAUCAGGACAGCUACCUGAAGGUGUUGAUACAGUAUGGCUUUGGGAAGGCCUAUCAGUUCUAGCAAGGAUGGUGAGUCGGGAAAGUGGACCAGCCGCAAUCGAGGAGCUAUUAACCAACUCGGUGAGUAGGAAUGAUCAGAUCAUGCAAUAUCGUGAAAGAAUACCUCUUGACAUUGCCACUGCAAGAGCAAGGCGGCCACACCACCGUUGAUUAGAACCAAGAAGAAGUCCGAAGGUAAGUAGGAAAAUGUACCGACGAUGUUUGCUUUUGUUUCCUGUCUCUUGUCGGCCUAACACAAGUCAUCAACACUUUUUUAGUGAAACUUUUCUGGUUGGCUUCUUCUUUCGGUCGGUUAGCAUAAAGAAAUUUGAUCGGCCUUUGAGAAUUGGUGUUUUUGUUUGUAAUCUCUUGCGCGUGACAAUGAAUAGUUUGUACUUUGGUUGACCUUACUGCUGGGUAGCCGAAUCCCACUCCCACUUGGCCUUCUUUCUGUUGGAUAUA